GACGCGCCGAGGGCGGGUGUUCCCGGCCUCGCUGCCAUCGGCGGAAGUGUCGCUACCCCAGUUCCGGCGAACGGGUCGCGCCGCCGGGACGGCACCGGGCAUGGCGCUGUGGCUGCCGCGCUCCCGGGACGGCGGAGCCCCGGAGGAGGAGGACGAGGAGCUGACACAGGCUGCCGCCUUCCGCCAGCGCUUGCCGGAGGUGCAGACAUACAGCCAAGGGAUUGAAUUAGCCUGCCAAAAAGAAAGAGAGUUUGUGAAGCACUCUGUAGAAUGCACCUGGAACCUAGCAGAAGCCCAGCAAAAAUUUGGUAAUUUAGCACUGCAUAAUUCAGAAUCCUCUGAUCAGGAAUCUGCUCAAGCAAGGACUGAAGCUGCCGAGUUGAGAAGGAGGGAGGAAGAGUGGAGAAGAAAAGAAGAAGCGCUAAACCAGAGGGAACGACAGAAUCUAUGGAACACAGAUCCUGUUAGUAAAGAAGUUUUUAAUAAGAGUUUUAUUAAUCAAAAAAGAAAAGAAAUUGAAGAUGAGUCUGUGUCUGAACCACUUAUGCAAAAACAUGAACAAAAGAUUAGACACUUCGGCAUGCUGAGCAGAUGGGAUGAUAGUCAAAGGUUUUUGUCUGAUCACCCAUACCUUGUAUGUGAAGAAACAUCUAGAUAUCUCAUGUUGUGGUGUUUUCAUCUAGAAGCUGAACAGAAAAGAGCUCUGAUGGAGCAAGUAGCACACCAAGCAGUUGUAAUGCAGUUUAUUAUAGAAAUUGCCAGAAGCUGCAAUGUGGAUCCAAGAGGAUGUUUUCGUCUCUUUUUCCAAAAAGCCAAAACAGGAGAAGGCUACUUUGAGGCCUUUAAAAGUGAACUUGAGGCAUUCAAGGCGAGAGUGAGAAUCUGGUCACAAUCACAUGGCUUUCAAACCAUGUUACUCCAUGAUCUCAAUGUCAGUCCUGGCUGUGUGGGAGAAUGGACAUCUUUUUUCCAGAACACAGGAGAUCUACAAGGUUCCAUAAACACAGAUGACUGCGGUUUCAACUCUGUGAUACAAAGAGAUGAAGAAGAAUCCAAAAUGAUGGACACAUUUUAGUACUUUUUAAGACUGAGGCCAAGUACUCUUUUAUUUCCCUUUUUUUUUUCCCCAAAGAAACAAACAUGGCUAUUUUCUUGACACUUAUUUUUCUGGGUACUGCACUUUAUUUUUCGUGUCAGAUUUUUGUUGUUUUGAUUUGAUUUGGGGGGGUGGGGAGGGACUUUGAAGGGUGGGUAAUUAAGAAAAAACUUGUAAUAUUGUUUGAAAUGUGCUGCUAGGUUUUUAGUUGUCCUUGAAGAGCAGGGUUCUUAUAUUGCCGAAUGUGAAACUGGAUGUGUUUUCUGCUACUAACCUUGCCUUUCAUGAUUUUAGAAAUUAAACAUCUGCACAAAUACAAUGUUUACAAGAAGCAGCAGAUUCUUGGUAGAAUCUGCUAUUGUCUUACUACAGAUGUGGAUAUGUUUUACUCUGAAUAUUGGAGAUUGCAACUGUAUUCAUGCUACCUUGCUGACAGUAGAAGCUCUCAAAUUUGGUUAUCACUAAUAGCAAUAAAUUAGUAUCUGGUAUCAGUA
Messenger RNA from Agelaius phoeniceus (red-winged blackbird), 1590 nucleotides. RefSeq names its product cell division cycle 37 like 1, HSP90 cochaperone (gene CDC37L1). The record is from RefSeq and is a predicted model, not a curated record. Gene Ontology annotation, cellular component: cytoplasm. Gene Ontology annotation, molecular function: heat shock protein binding; protein-folding chaperone binding. Lineage: Eukaryota; Metazoa; Chordata; Aves; Passeriformes; Icteridae. Gene Ontology annotation, biological process: protein folding; protein stabilization.